GAAGACUAAUAAUUAUAAAAUGUUAUUUAAGGACUAGUAGUACCAAUAUUAAGACUUUUUUUUAAGUCUGUUAUGUUAAUCUUUUUGUUUUCCCUGGUUUGGUCAAUAAAAUAGAUCUCUCUCAUUCAAUGUCUCUCACAAAGAAUUUUAUUAAUUUUAAAAUUAAGUGAUUUUAGUUGUGAAGACUACGUGCAGUCCUUGCUGGGUCUGCCUUUUGAGUUUUUUAAAAAUAUAUAAAUGGGAUCAAUGUUCUCUGUGAAGCUCUCCCUCAAAAAUCACAACUUUGCUAGAUUUUGGAUUUUCACUUUCUACUCUGUAAUUGAGACUUACUCUGGCGAUCAUCAUGAUCAAAAGAUUUGAAGCCUGAUUGAUUCUUGAUCUUAUGUUUCUGCAAAGAGUUGGCUACUAGACAAACGUCUGCAGUAAAAUUACAGAUGGGUUCACGGAGUUUCACUAGAGCUUUGGCAUUAGCCUUUAAUGAGUGGCUACUGAUGUUCAUGCUCUUCGUUAACUCCAUAUUCUCUUACGUGAUCGCGAGGUUUGCAGAUUACUCUGAGCUUCAAUCUCCAUGUCUGAUGUGCUCAAAUCUUGAUCAUAUUCUCAGGAGGACAAAAGAUUUGAAGAAAACUCAUUGGGAUAUUAUUUGCUCUAAACACAAAUCAGAGAUCUCUUCAUUGGUUUACUGUCAUGCUCACGGCAAGCUUGUUGAUGUCCGUGGAAUGUGUGAGACUUGUCUUUUCUCGUUUGCUACAACCAAUAAGUCCAAUGCUGAAACUUACAGAUUGUUGGUUGGUAAACUGGGUGAAGAUUCUCACUUCGGAUCCAAGAGUGAUCGAAGCAAAUAUCCAAAUUGCUCUAAGCUUACAGAUUGUACAUGUUGUAAUCAGUUGUGGACGCCUCAAACCGCUGCUACUCAGGUGGCUGAACGGGAAAUUCUACCCAAGAUUGGUUUGCUUGGUAAAAUAAGAACCGGGAAGCAGUCUGCGCCCAAGAAAAGUGUCAGCUUCAAUCAUUUGCCUGAUGUUGGGUACACUGAGCUAAAGAUUCAUUCAGAUACUGAAUCAGAGGCUGUGUUUUCAGAUACUGAACCAAAGCAAGAAUCUUCACUUAACCAUUUGCCACCUGUUGGGUACAAUGAGCCCAAGAUUGGUUUGGUUGGUGAUGUGAGAACCGGGAAACCAUCUACACCCAAGAAGAGUGUCAGCUUUAAUCAUUUGCCUGAUGUUGGGUACACUGAGCUCAAGAUUCAUUCAGAUACUGAAUCAGAAGCUGUAUUCUCAGAAGAUGAAUGUGUCGUCCUUAAAGAUGAGGAUCAUAAGUAUCAAAUAGUGGAUCUUCAGACUCAUCCGAUUAUCACCUUGCCUUAUGAUUUGGCUACCGACAAGCUGCUAAACUUUGAUUUCCCUUUGGAGCCCUUCGUGACUCGAAAUGACCGAGAGGAAGUUCAGUUGCAAGAGACCAAUUGGAGGACUUAUUCCUCAUUUCCUGUGCUUAUUCCAGUUAAUGAUGUGCCUGAAACAUCAGAGAAGGUGUUCAAGGAGGAAGAGAUCAAUUCAUUAGAUAAUCUUUUCUUAACAUCACGCGCCAUGAAACAUUUUGCAGCUGCAAAGGUGAAAGAAGAGCCGAUUCGCCUCCAAGAUAUUUCCUCAACACCAGAUGUUAAGGAAAAUCCUGCAAAUGCCUCCUUGAUGGAGGAGACUGAGCUUAUUUGUCUCAGUGAUGUUACUGCAACAUCAGGCGCCAUGGAACAUUCUGAAGUUAUUCUAAAGGAAAGAGAAGAACUGAUUCACCUCCAAGAUAUUUCUGUAACACCAGAUUUUAAGGAAAAUCCUGCAAAUGCCUCCUUAUUGGAGGAGACUGAGCUUAUCUGUCUCAAUGAUGUUACUUCACCAUUACGCGCCGUGGAACAUUCUGCAGUUCUUUUAAAGGAUAAAGUAGAGCCGAUUCGCCUCCAAGAUGGUGGUUCUUUAACACCAGAUUUUAUGGAAAAUUCUGCAAAUGCCUCCAUAUUGGAAGAGACUGAGCUUAUUUGCGUCAAUGAUGUUACUUCAACAUCACGCACCAUGGGACAUUCUUCAGUUGUUUUAAAGGAGAAUGAAGAGCCGAUUCGCUUCCAAGAUAGUUCUUUAACACCAGAUUUUAAGGAAAAUCCUGCAAGUACCUUCUUAGUGGAGGAGACUGAGCUUAUCUGCCUCAAUGAUGUUACUUCACCAUCACGCGCCAUGGAACAUUCCACAGUUUUUAUAGAGGAGAAAGAAGAGCUGGUUCGCCACCAAAAUAUUACAUUAACACAGGAUUUUAUGGAAAAUCCGGCAAAUUCCUCCUUAAGGGAAGAAACUGAGCUUAUUUGCCUCAAUGAUGUUACUUCAACAUCAGAGGUUGCUGAAACUCCUGAAGAUGUCUUAGAGGGAAUUGAACUUAUGUCAAUCCAUGAUAUAUCUCUAGACGAGGUUUCUGAAUCAGUCACUACAAAUCAAACCUCUGUUGAGAUUUCAAAGGAGAGGGACACUGACCAAGCUGAUAUUACCUCUCUGGAAUCUGAAUAUAUAGUUGUACCAUCUCCAAAUUCCAUGCCUGAAAAUUCAACCGAUAAUUGUGUAUCAGAUAAAAAGGAAAUGAAAGAGACAUCUCUUAGGAUCUCUUCAUUGUCUGAAAUGGCUCCACGGGACGUCACUUCUCACACAGAAGCAGCUCUUGAGUCAGAAUCUUCUUCCUUCAACUCAAUGUCAGUGGCAGCAGAAACAAACCAAUAUUCAGGUGAAUUACUGGAUCUUGCAGAUGCAUACAAUAUCGUUGUAGGAAACGAAGGUCACUAUGAUAGUAAUGGAAGACAACAAAUAGAGAAUUGGAUGAAGAAAGAUACGUCUAGAGUUAGCGAAGACCUUAAAGCACUUCUUACUCAAAUAUCAGCUUCUCGUGGGAUAGAGUUUUUGUCACCUAGAGAUGUAAGCCCCAAGAUUUCUGUUAACAGUAGCGAUCAAGAGACAAAGAACCUAGAUCAUGAUAUGCAGCUGCUACUUCAAAAGAGAAUGCUUGAAAGGAACGAGAGUAACUUAUCGUUGGAAGGAGUUUCUGUGACUGAAAUCGAGGGUGAAAGUGAGGGUGAUCGGUUGAAAAGACAGGUUGAUUAUGAUAGGAAACUGCUGACUGGUUUAUAUAAAGAAUUGGAGGAAGAAAGAAGCGCUUCAGCGGUUGCUACAAAUCAAGCAAUGGCUAUGAUAACGAGGUUGCAGGAAGAGAAGGCGUCAUUCCAAAUGGAGGCUUUGCAGAACCUGAGGAUGAUGGAGGAGCAAGCAGAGUACGAUAUGGAAGCAAUACAGAGACUGAAUGAUUUACUUGUUGAGAGAGAAAAACUAAUACAAGAUUUAGAAGCUGAGAUUGAAUACUUCCGGGACCAGACCCCUCAGAAGAAGAAUAAGCUAGAUGUUGCAGAAAAAGUGACCGAGAUGGAUUCCCCUAGUGAGGGAAUGAGCAACAAGAUACAGAGUUGUUUAGUUGGGUUCGACGAAGAGAGAUUAUACAUCACCAGUUGUCUGGAGAAGAUUGAAAACAGAGUAAAUGGCAAGGCUCAUGACGAUAAUCUACCAGCACAAGAAUCUGUUUCUGAGCUACAUGAGAGAGUAGAAAGGCUGAAGGGAGACUUAUACUUCCUAGAACAAGUUAUGAAUUCUCUUGGCCAUGGAAAUGAAGGCGUGCAAUUUGUAAAGGAAAUAGCUUCUCAUUUGCAAACUCUGCGGAGUCUCAGCAUGAAAAGACAAGAUCAGACUGAGUGUUGAUGUCCUGAGUAACAAUCUUCACAAAGGUAUGUUCUUUCCUCUUCCCUGAUUGUUGUGUUGAUUUUGUUCUUCAGAUAACUUCACCUGCGGAAAUUAUAGCUCUUUGUACAAACAUCUUAUUAUUCAUAUGUCGUUCUGGUUUUUUAAUAUGUUAGACACCUUUGUGGAGAGGAUAUUGUAGAGGAAACUAAAAGAAGUUCAAGAUUCAAGAAGCUUAAAGAAACUGUAUAGCAUCGUCUUCAUUGCCUUCCCCUUUCGUAUACGAUAAUCUCAGAAUUCUUUACGAUUUCAUUUUUGGGUUUGGUGUUCAUAAUUUCCUUAUGGGUUUUCAUAUUCUUUGUGUUUAUUUUGCAUUUUUCUUCUAGUUUUGAGUGAAGAGUGAAUGUAGGUUUUGUUCUGAAGUUCUCAUUUGAUUUUUUUUAUUAGGUUGGUUGAUACUUUUGUUUAGCAUGUCAAAAGUCAUGCAACUUUGUUAAACUUGUUGUACAUUUCUUCGUUAUAAACUACUUAUACGUAAUGUCCUUUGUUAAACUCAUAUUUCUUUGUUGGUGUUAGGACCUCGAAUUUGGAAAAUAACAAGAAGGUUGAUACGCAUAAUACAAACUUACAAAAGACAAUUAAAAGAGGAAGAGAAGCCAAAACCUAAUAUCUAAAAUAUUUUCUUACUGUUAAAGUAGUGAUAUCUAAAAAAUUAAAAACUGUCUUUGGCGAAAAAAAAAAGGGUUCAAGAAUAAUAACAUGUAAGACCACCAUGCAUCAU
This is a messenger RNA of Arabidopsis thaliana (thale cress), 4536 nucleotides long. Its product is annotated as myosin-binding protein (Protein of unknown function, DUF593). The transcript is spliced from 3 exons. The coding region runs from base 435 to 3776 and encodes 1113 amino acids. The record is from RefSeq and is marked reviewed. Gene Ontology annotation, cellular component: endomembrane system. Gene Ontology annotation, molecular function: myosin binding; myosin XI tail binding. NCBI's taxonomy places the organism in Eukaryota, Viridiplantae, Streptophyta, Magnoliopsida, Brassicales, Brassicaceae.